Messenger RNA from Leptosia nina, 2340 nucleotides. The record is from the annotation of a GenBank genome assembly. NCBI's taxonomy places the organism in Eukaryota, Metazoa, Arthropoda, Insecta, Lepidoptera, Pieridae.
AUGGGAGAAACUGAAGAAUUCAAUACAUUGGAGUUUGAAAAGAAGCUAGCACAGUUAAAGGAUACUCAAGAAAGUAUUCAAGGUUUAUCGUCGUGGUGUUUGAAACAAAGGCCCCAUCACAAAAAGAUUGUGUCCAGUUGGCUUAACGUCUUGAAGCGUGUGAAGGUUGAACAACGCUUAGUUCUUUUUUACCUGGCCAACGAUGUUAUCCAAUAUAGUAAAAGAAAGAACUACGAAUUUGUCGAAAGUUGGGGCCUCAAUUUGCAAAAAGCAACUCCUCUUGUCAGAGAUGAGAAGGUGCGUCCCAAAAUAUUACGUAUCUUCAAAAUUUGGGAGCAAAGAUCAGUUUAUGAUGACGAGUUUCUCUCUGACCUGACUGGCCUGUUAGUUGCUGGGGCAGCUAAAAAGACUGAUGAUGAUCUGGAUUUUCAGCCAAACCAGUUAAUGAACAAAAUAAAACAAUGUUCAGUCCUUGAGGCAGACACAGACUUGAGACUAAAACACAUACAUGAAUGUGGACUUGGUUUAUCAGAUCCAGAUGCUCUCAGCAUUGAUCUCAAAGAUAGGUAUCUAAAAGACGAUGUUGUUAAAGAACUGAAUGAAGGUAUUGGAUGUGUUGAGCGAUACACACAGGCAUUGCAGAGAGAAAUAGUCGCGCGGGAAGCACUGUUAGUGCUGCUAACGUCGUCAAACCAAUACUAUUCUACUCAGAGAGGGGAAGUUAAAGUUGUGGCAUAUGCAUAUAAAAACUUUGGUGCCCGAGUGCGAGCCCUAAAAAGAAAAUUAGAUGAACUGAUACCAACUUUGCCUUCUGCUGUGCCAUCGCCUCCAUUGCGAGAUGAGGAUGUGCCGUCGCCUGGACCUGAUGAAGACCUACCCCUUCCAAAUAUACAAGGCGAGGAUGAUGUGGCAUACAACAUAGACCAGACAUUCAACUCAACAGUGUCCGCAGACGGUUCACUCUACAACCUGGGCCUGUCCUCAUUCCUAUCUACGGAUAAUCCACUGUCGAUGUUUGGAGAUGAGAUUGAUCUCACCAAUGAUGUUAGCGCGAGUGCGUCGAAACCUCAAGAAACUCUGCCAGGUUUAGAUCUACUUACGCCGGAUAGUACGGGGAAUCCCCCUCCACCGAUGUCGUUCUACAGCUCUCUGGAUCCAGUGACUACUGUGAGCGAUGAGCCGGAACAACACUACAUGCCCGAGGCAAUAGUGAGUAGUCAGUCGUGGACGAAUGCAUGGAGUGUGCCGCCCGCGACACUCACGCCGCCUGUACCAGUGGGUAGCGAUCGUGCUAUAUUCGACGAACCACCCGAGUCUCCGCCGCUUUCUUUAGUACCACCACAACCUGUGCCCACAGUCGUCGAUACGCAAACAACGGCGAGUUCAGCGUUGGACGUAGAUCAUAGAGGGAUCUUACCACCACCGCCCCCUCCGCCCGUUUUACCUAUGCUAGGACAUAUAGAAGACGUGGACCAUAGAUUACUGCCCAGUAUGCCGACACUGCCCCCGGUUACACCCCCACCAUUGAGGCAUCAAGUUAACCAAGAUGUGGACCACAGAAAUUUGAUAUCGUUGACACACCAGUUGCCACCGCGACCGACCAAUCCGGGCACAGAUCAGGAUUAUCGAGUUCCCAUGAUGGUUCCGCCCCCGGAUAUAGUGGAGAGCGUUGAUAUGGAUUUAUCCGAAGAUGAGGAACAACAAGGAAUGUACCCAAGUGCAAACCAAACCGAGCACAGGCGAAACAGCUUCAAUAAUAAUAAGGUUCUAGUCGGCGGUGACGUGAAGAGGGACAACAUACACACAAACAACAAACCUAUCGACGGUCCCCACUCUGCCCCAGUGGUCCCUCCACUUACAAACCCAUUCGAUAAAAUGCCGUCGAACUUUAAGUUCACGAUGCCUUCAGAAUUCCCUAAGCCACAAACGCAGAACUCUCCUUACGAAACCCCCCCUUACAAGAGCUAUCCUGAACCCAAAACAUUCGACAGCAACUACGACGAUUCCCCGCGGCCCCCUCCCAUGUUCCCAGAACCCCCCAAUAAUAUACCCAAAGGAUACCCUAACUCGCCUCGUUACGAGGUCUUGCCCAAAAACAUACCCUACGAUGAGCAUUACUCAGAAGACGUGGACAUUGCGUACGAAGAUGACCCUCAAAUGCGCUCAGAUAUCGAUAUGUACGACACGAAAAACAGCGAUUGGACCCCAAGGCAUAGGUUCCCCAGAAAUUGGACUCCGCGGAAUAACUUUAGGCCUCCAGGGCAGUUUGGUCCUCAGUUUUGGCCGAGAAACGGACCCAGACCACACAAUCCCCGGUGGAAUGGGCCGAGACGGUGGUGA